AUGAUGCGAACAGGAGCUAGGCAGUACGUGGUGGCCAGGCCGCUGUACUCGGAGGACUCCUUCAACGAGAAGCACAACAAGGUCUACAGACACCGCAAGACCAUGCUGGACCACGUCAGGCAGUACUUCAGCUGCGACGCCAAACGCGCCAAGAACGCAGCGCUGUCUCUCCUGCCAGUCAUCGGCUGGAUGAAGAUCUACAAAGUCAAAGAGUGGCUGCUCAGCGACGUCGUGUCUGGGAUCAGCACUGGACUGGUGGCUGUUCUGCAAGGUCUGGCCUACUGCCUGCUGGCCUCCCUGCCUCCAUGGUAUGGACUCUUCGCUGCCUUCUUUCCAGUCGUUAUCUACUUUUUCUUGGGCACCUCCAGGCACAUCUCAGUAGGCCCUUUCCCCGUCCUUUGCCUGAUGAUCGGCUCGGUGGUAACCAGGCUGGUCCCCGACGAAGGACCGGCUGCCAACAUCACAGGGUUUGAAGGUCUGACGAGAGACGAACAGAGAGUGUUGGUGGCGUCCUCCAUCACCUUCCUCGCUGGUAUAAUGCAGCUGGCGAUGGGAUUGCUGCAGGUGGGCUUCGUGGUGAUGUACCUGUCCGACACGCUGGUCUCCGGUUUCACCACAGCCGCUGCCAUCCACAUCCUGGUUUCUCAGCUAAAGUUUGUGUUGGGGCUCCAGGUUCCCGGCAUCAGCGGGCCGCUUUCCCUCAUAUAUACUCUGGAGAUCAUUUUCAACCAGAUCACCAGCAGCAACGUGUGUGACGUCGUGAUCUCCCUCAUCAUCAUGGUGGUGGUGUUCAUCGUGAAGGAGCUAAAUGACAGAUUCAAAUCCAAACUGCCCGUUCCCAUCCCCAUAGAGGUUAUCAUGACUGUUAUUGCGUGUGGAGUUUCGUACGCUUUUGACUUCAAGACGAGAUACGGCAUUGAAGUUGUCGGCCAAAUUCCCAAAGGAUACGAGCCCCCGGUGGCCCCAAACCUUCACAUCUUCCAGGAGACUGCGGUGGAAGCUUUCCCCAUGGCUAUAGUGGGCUUUGCUGUGGCCUUCUCUGUGGCUAAAGUCUAUUCUAUAAAACACGAUUACACGAUAGACGGGAACCAGGAGCUGAUCGCUUUUGGAGUUAGCAACAUUUUCGGAGCUUCCUUCAAGGCUUUCGCAGCGAGUACGGCGCUCUCCAGGAGUGCAGUACAAGAAAGUACCGGAGGAAAAACUCAGGUUGCUGGUUUACUUUCAGCUAUCAUAGUGAUGAUUGUCACUCUGGCUGUCGGAUUUCUUCUGGAGCCUUUACCAAAGUCUGUGUUGGGUGCCGUGGUCAUCAUCAACCUAAAGGGCAUGCUGAUGCAGUUCGGGGAGAUUCCGUACCUGUGGAGGAGAGACAAACCUGAUUGCGUGGUGUGGGUGGUCACCUGUAUUGCAGCCAUCUUGCUGGGGUUGGACCUUGGUCUGGGUGUUGGUCUUGGUGUGGAGCUGAUCUCCGUCGUCCUCAGGGUCCAGUUCCCGCGUUGCAGUUUACUGGCUAACAUCAGGGGGACGGAUAUUUACAAAGACAGGAAGGACUACACCAGUAUUUAUGAACCAGAAGGCGUGAAGAUCUUUAGAAUGCCAUCCCCCAUCUUUUUCGCCAACAUGGACUUCUUCAGGAACAAACUAGUGGAAGCUCUUGGCUUCAAUCCUCUGAGAGUGCUGAAAAAGAGGAACAAAGCCCUGAAUAGGAUCAAAAAACUGCUGAAGAAGGGUGACCUGCAGUGGACAGCAACGGGUUUCCUGAACACAACCAACGGAUACGUAAAGGAACCUGAAGACGACAGCGGCACGGAGGAGCUGGAACAGCCGGUGGACUACAGGGAGCUCCCCGCCCGCAUUGACUGGAACGCCAGGCUUCCUGCCAACAUCGUUGUUCCUCCUGUGGACGUCCACAGCCUGGUUUUGGAUUUUGCCGCCGUCUCAUUUCUGGAUAUAACGGCUCUGAAGGGGCUCAAAACUCUGCUGAAAGAACUGAUCCGUGUGGAAGUUGAGGUCUACAUUGUGGCCUGUGAUCAGUACAUCUUGGAGAAACUCCACAGUUGUUGCUUCUUUGAUGAUGAAGUUCAGCCCUCCAUGUUCUUCCUCACUCUGCACGAUGCCAUGCUGCACAUUCUGGAGAAACACCCAGAAGCAACAGGAAAGAGAUCAACCGAUGAUAAGAUACUGACAACAGUGACGGUUCACAAUCCCAGCAGCAGUUUGAGAAUCAAAGAUAAAAAUGGCCCGGGGCCGGCUGCGGAGACCAAGUUUUAA
Molecule: messenger RNA, 2268 nt
Organism: Cyprinodon variegatus (sheepshead minnow)
Lineage: Eukaryota; Metazoa; Chordata; Actinopteri; Cyprinodontiformes; Cyprinodontidae
Gene: slc26a3
Product: solute carrier family 26 (anion exchanger), member 3
Exons: 20
Coding region: 1-2268 (755 amino acids)
Biological process (GO): transmembrane transport
Cellular component (GO): membrane
Molecular function (GO): sulfate transmembrane transporter activity; bicarbonate transmembrane transporter activity; oxalate transmembrane transporter activity
Source: RefSeq, a predicted model, not a curated record